AACCUUCGAAAAUUCUUUCACGAGAAUCAUGGAUUCGGUCGCAGCUUUAAAGAUUUUGUUGAUGAUCUACGCUUGCAGAUUUGUCAGUUCCAAAGCCUUGGAUUCAAGCGACUCGUACAGUGCUCAAGCAUCAGAAUAUAAAGCUAGUUACGAAGCAUACGAAAGCCCACCACAUCCCUUCCAUUUCGGUUACGACGUCCUGGAUGAGCACGGCAAUAAGCAGCAGCGCCAAGAGUUGGGUGAUCAGAACGGCCACGUGAAAGGCAGCUAUGGCUACACCGAUGCCCAUGGCGUGUACAGGCAUGUUGACUAUGUGGCCGACCAUUCUGGCUUCAGGGCCAUAGUACAGACCAACGAACCAGGUGUUUCCAACGAAGACCCGGCCGACGUAAAGCUGACUGCCAAGCCACCACCUCAGCACGUUCUUGAGCAACAAUACUCGAAAGUAGAAGCAGGAUACUCAGAACCGAAACUGUAUCUGAAAUCGGUUCCCAAGCCCGUUUAUCGUGAAACGUCUUACGCAUCCGGUUCGUCUUUGGUUCCAGUUAUAAUUUCACCAUAGAGAGGAGCCUUGGAUGACACGUCGGAAAAUAAUAUUGUAAAUUAACAUGUUGUUGCUUCUAUGAUGUUUUAAUAAUAAAAAAAGGUUAUUCUUGUUAA
Stegodyphus dumicola is the source of this 660-nucleotide messenger RNA. RefSeq lists its product as uncharacterized. Gene Ontology annotation, cellular component: chitin-based extracellular matrix. Lineage: Eukaryota; Metazoa; Arthropoda; Arachnida; Araneae; Eresidae. Gene Ontology annotation, molecular function: structural constituent of chitin-based larval cuticle. The record is from RefSeq and is a predicted model, not a curated record.